Nanorana parkeri is the source of this 744-nucleotide messenger RNA. RefSeq names its product ADP-ribosylation factor-like protein 3. The record is from RefSeq and is a predicted model, not a curated record. Gene Ontology annotation, cellular component: microtubule cytoskeleton; cytoplasm. The transcript is spliced from 6 exons. NCBI's taxonomy places the organism in Eukaryota, Metazoa, Chordata, Amphibia, Anura, Dicroglossidae. Gene Ontology annotation, molecular function: GTPase activity; GTP binding. Gene Ontology annotation, biological process: cilium assembly. Bases 128 to 697 code for a protein of 189 amino acids.
CACACUGAGAAAAAUAUAUAGGAAACUGUUCAUUAUAAUGCUGCUACCACUGUAACCUCAGACACCUUAUUGUAACCCCACUUAAUGGUUUCUUUACAAGACUCCUGUACAUAAGGAAUGUAGCAUUAUGGGUGAAGUGCAAAAGGGUUUGAUGUCCCUUGUGGAAGAGUUAAGAAAAGUUGAGAAUCUGAAUGAAAACGUUAGAAUCGUCCUACUUGGCUUGGACAAUGCUGGAAAGACAACAAUAUUGACCCGGCUUGCUCUGGAGGAGGCCAGCAGUAUAACUCCAACACAGGGUUUUAAUAUCAAAAGUGUCCAGUCUCAUGGUCUGAAGCUAUCAGUCUGGGACAUUGGAGGUCAAAGGUCCAUUCGCACACACUGGAAAAAAUAUCUUGGAAGCACAGACUUACUGAUUUAUGUAGUGGACAGUGCAGAUCGUAAACGGUUUGAGGAAACUGGCCAGGAACUGGCAGAACUGGUUGAAGAGGAUAACCUGCUGGGUGUCCCUCUCCUUGUGUUUGCAAACAAGCAAGAUUUACUGACAGCAGCCCCUGCUGCAGACAUUGCUGCUGGACUCAACCUGCAUACAUACCGUGACCGAACAUGGCAGAUCCAAGCAUGCUCUGGCCUCUCUGGGGAAGGGAUCCAGGAUGGAAUGAACUGGAUAUGUAAAAACAUUGCGGCAAAGAAAAAGUGAAAUCUCGAUUUAGCAAAAAAAGCAUAGAAGAGAGAGAAACACUUAUU